AUGGGUGAUGUCGUGUCCUCUGAUUAUCAAGACGAUACACGUAUUCGACGUCACACCGUAAGCCGUACAUCUACAGGUGUCACGAGUAGUCGUGACCGCCGUUCCUCUGCUCCACGGCGGCUCAACUCUACCGCAAGCGAGAAUAGAUCUCUCCUGCAACCCUCGACGGAGAGUGGCCACUCCUUAGUGUCUUCUAUGCUCUAUAUUACCACCUCACAAUGCGCCUCGCCCUCGUUGGGACCGAUAUUCCCACCACGUAGUGACAAAAAUACCAGUUUGAGACACAGGAAAGCUCUAUAUAUUGUGAAUGAAGACUUUGACAGCGGGCUCGCUUCAUUGUUGCAGGACAUGGUAUUGUCGGAACCGCUUCCUGAACCAAGCGACAUUCCUACGAGAGAACCUAUAUACCAGAACGAUAUAUUCGAUCCACAGGUACUAUCAUAUGACCUCGAACAGGAGCAUCAACAAGACGCGCCGAUGCGGUACCGGCGCUUCGCGUACGAUAGGGAUAUCACUCCUGGAGAGUGGUCUACUUUGCAAGAGCACGUUCUUGCUCUUUGGAACGGCGAUGGUGGUUUUACCCAGGCGCGGGACGCCGAGAUGAAAACGCGAACUCGCGUAGAUGAAUGGAACGCCCGGUUCUUUAACUCGAGGAGCAUGCUCCUCGUCCUGUUCGCUGGGAACGUAGCCAAAGGUGGAUCGCUCUCGGGAUGGAAAGAAACAAAGAUUGCUUUCAAAAUUACCAACGACUUGGGCGCUUCAACAGAAGAAGAGGAUGAAAGCAUCACCGACUCGGUUGAUACGUCAAAACACGGGGGUGAACCAUCUAUGGUCCCCAAUCGGUCUCGCGGCCUGCCAUAUGCUCUUGUUAUGUACGAUCUCCAACGCUCGCAUCUACCACGGGCAGUCCAGGAUGCUCGCGCCAGUCGAGCGCCGGGGUUCCUUCUUCCUAGGAUGGGUAGUCCGCCGACACGCAAGCCGCUCCCCAAAAAAGGUUACUCGGUACCCACAAAUCCUCGUAGAGAGAAGACUGCAUCUUUAUCGUCCGCUGGUCCAUCGACCGCACGUGGCAACGCCAAGCGCAUCUUUUACUCUCUUGCCACUGAUAGGGCCCGUAUAAAGUGGGAGGUGGAUCAAGACAAGGCCCUUUUAGAUUCUCCUCCACUCUCGCUGACCGCACACUCUGGCCGUUUCUUCAACGCAUCUUCCUUUCUCCAUUCUACCAAGAGAACCAUCUAG
Serendipita indica DSM 11827 is the source of this 1239-nucleotide messenger RNA. The record is from the annotation of a GenBank genome assembly. Lineage: Eukaryota; Fungi; Basidiomycota; Agaricomycetes; Sebacinales; Serendipitaceae.